Molecule: messenger RNA, 596 nt
Organism: Trichobilharzia szidati
Lineage: Eukaryota; Metazoa; Platyhelminthes; Trematoda; Strigeidida; Schistosomatidae
Source: the annotation of a GenBank genome assembly
AUUUGAUUAAUUUAUUCCUUUUAAGGAGACUCAGAGAAAGAAGUAACGAGCUUUCUGGUUCGAUAAAUCAAGUAAAGUCGUUCUACUUGGAAAACCAAAAGACGUUGCGAAUCAGUUUGGAAGGUUUAAUAGCAUUAAUAACUACAAAAGACAGCAUUCACCUCAGGACAAGCAAAGACUACCACGAUGACUGUGUCAAAUGGGAAAAUGAAAGAAAAACAUUGACAUCGCAGCUAGAAGAUGAAAGGAUUUUGAACAACGAUAUUCGUAUGAAAUUGGAUACAGCAUAUGCAGAUAAAUCAAAACUGGAGGAUACCAUAAAGAAACUGAAAGAACAGAGGGAACGUGAAAUGAAGGAAUUCAAUGCAAACAGACGUGUAAAAUGUUUAGAAGAGGAACUUAUGAAUUCUAAGCUAGAAGUGGAACAAAUGAAACAGAUAGUCCUUUUUCUCCGCAGUGGCUUCACCAACGUAUUUCGAUUUGGUAAUUCAUGAGUCGCAAAUCCUUAUGAACUCUCUAACUGAUAUUUGUCAGAGUUUCUCUCCAUUUAGUCUAUCGUAUUUGUCUUUGGUCCUUCUCACGAAUUUUUCGCCCAG